AGGGGAUAGAAUGAGAAACUAAGCAGCGGAACUGGCUUUAGGUCCAGGGUUUAAUUUGAAGGGCCUUUAGUCUAUGGAUACCCAUGUUUCUCUUCAGCCCCAGACAGGUUUACAGGCUUGUUUUUCAAGUUCUACCAAAAAUCUAUUCUGCUUUCCAGAUUAACUAGCCGCGUUGGUAGGAAACCACUAGCACCAGGAAAUGCGCCACUUUCUUCGGGUUCCCAUAACAAGUCAAAGCCACCGGCAAAUUGGAAUGUGAUUUAUCUGAAUUCAGAGACAGGUCUAAAGAGUGGCUCGAAAGGGCAACAUACGACCAUUUAGGCUACCUUUUGGCAGAAUCAGGUGCGUUUUAACUUUUUAAUUUCCUCAAAUUCCGACUAACAUUUUGUUAGGCUUCAGUUUAUUUUUAUUCAUCAUCAGCAUCUAUUUACGGGAAAAUUCAGAGAUGGCCAGCCAGAGCGAGGUGAUUGACAGGUUGAGGGCUACGUUCAGGUCAGGCUUGACCUUUCCAGAGCAGUUCCGUAUGACCCAGCUCCAGAACCUUCUCUCCCUGGUCGAAGAAAACGAGCAGCUGAUACAAGAUGCUCUCCACAAGGACCUCCAUAAGCCCAAGUUUGAGUCGGUCCUGUCAGAGAUUCAGAUCACCCUGAAUGACCUGUACUUCGCCAUGGAAAACCUCAGGACCUGGAUGCAGCCGGAAUACAACAUUGGCAAGAAUCUGGCCACUAGGAUGGAUGACUGUUUCAUACGCAGGGAACCCUUGGGGGUAGUUUUAAUCAUCGGGGCGUGGAACUACCCUCUACAUCUUAUUCUCUUACCUUUGGUUGCUGCAAUUGCUGCAGGAAACUGUGCCAUUCUGAAGCCGUCAGAGAUCUGUCAGGCCACCGAGCAACUCCUGGCAGAACUCAUCCCCAAAUACUUGUCUCAGGACUGCUAUGCAGUACUAUGUGGUGGAGCAGAGGACACCAAGUCAUUGCUGAAGAAUAAAUUUGACCACAUUUUCUACACAGGUUCCCAGGUGGUGGCCCGUUCCAUCCUGCUAGCGGCGGCGCCUCACCUGACCCCCGUCACCCUGGAGCUGGGUGGCAAGAGCCCCUGCUUCAUCUACGGCCAUAUCGACAUCCAGAAGGCCGCCAAGCGCCUGUGCUGGUCCAAGUUCUUCAACACUGGCCAGAGCUGUGUGGCACCCGACUACGUCCUCUGCACAGCCCAGACCCGGGACGCCCUACUGCCUGCUCUCCGGGAGACCCUGCGGACCUUCUACGGGCCGGACCCCGGAGCGAGCCUGGACAUGGGGCGCAUAGUCACCCCACGCCACUGGAGACGCCUGAUGGACAUGCUGGAGAAGUCCAAGGGGAAGGUGGUGAUCGGAGGGGGGAGCUGCGAGGAGGACAGGUAUAUUGCUCCCACAGUGUUGGUGGACGUGCAGGAGUCUGAUGCUCUAAUGCAGGAGGAGAUCUUUGGCCCCAUCCUGCCCAUCCUAACCAUAGAGUCUCUGGAGGAGGGCAUAGACUACAUCAACCGCCAAGAGAAACCCCUGGCCCUCUACGUCUUCUCUGACGAGACCUCGGUGGUGACCACAGUGUUGAACAACACCAGUAGUGGUGGUUUCUGCGGCAAUGAUGGUAUAGUACACAUGGCCUUGCCAGGCCUGCCCUUUGGAGGAGUAGGUGCCAGUGGGAUGGGUAGCUACCACGGCCGCUGGGGCUUUGAGACAUUCAGCCACAGGCGGGGCUGUAUGAACCGGAGCUGGUUGCUGGAGAGGGUCAACGUCCUGCGCUACCCGCCCUACAGCGACUCCAACCUGGGCUGGUUGCGCUGGGCCACCACCUUCAAGAAGAACAGCUGGGGAGGCUGCUCAGUCAUGUGAGAGUGGCACCCGGUGCGUGCCUGACUGUACUUCCAAAGCCGAUGGGCUUUUCUUAAAGGUCCAAUGCAGCAGUUUUAUCUCAAUGUCAAAUAAUUUUGGGGUAACAAUUAAGUACCUUACUGUGAUUGUUUUCAAUUAAAAUGGCCAACAAGUAGCAUCUUCUUAGCAAAGAGCAAUUUGUCAAGAAAGAAUUUAGCUAGGACUGCCUGGGAGUUGUCUGGGUGGGGAGGGGAAAACUAGCUGUUGGUAGAGGUUUGGAUCUCUUAUUGGUCUAUUAACUCAUUUACCGCCUGGAGUUGUCACCAGGCAUUCCAAGAGUCCCUUCCCACCUAAAUGGGCUGAAAUUUCAGGCAGUCUUUAUAAACUGCUCUUACACUAAAAGGGUAUUAUCAUUUUUCACAGUAUUAUUCCAUAAUGUGGAAUGUAUAAAACACUGUUUUUUUUUUUUACUGCACUGGGCCUUUAAAGUAUCUGUCCAGUGUUCCAGAUGUCUAUUAAAUAAUUUACCUAAAAUUUUUAAAAAUAUAUAUAUAAUUAAGGAUGUUAAACAGCUUUUCUCUGUGGCCUGAUUGGAAAUAGUGGUUGGGUGUACUCUGGUUAAAAAAAAUUAAAAAGCGCUGACAUGCCAGCUCAGCUAAUGAGAUGCACAAACACUUGGAUAUUCAAAUUAGCUACCAACGCCAUGUGGGGCAGUGCUGUAUGCCUAGCAGGCUUGCUUUCUUUUUCGGGGGGCCUUGGCUGUGUAUAGGUUGCCUGCCACUAAGAAUCCGAGUCACAUUCUGCACAUGUUAUUUUUACGCACACUACGGAACUGCUGCUCACACUCCCCUUCCAUUACCUUUCUCUCUUUACUCACCCUCUUCUGAACUGAUACUAUGAUGCCUAUCUCUGCCUUAUGUUUUUGAACAGCUGAAAUGAAAUAAAAACUGCUGCAAAUUGAUCAAACAUUCCCCAAAAUAUUUUUUGAAGGCUAAACAACCUUCUCGGUUGUAACAGAUAUUUUAGUUGCACAAGCAGGACUCAUUAAACUAUCAGCGUUUUGUGUGAUGUAGGCCCACCCAUACUCAACUAGUGGACCGGAUCGGUCGGGCUUCGAUCCCUGGUAUCAUAUAAACACAAAGGACAUGAAAGAAUGCAUAGAAUUGCAGAAUAUUUGCUUUAAAACAGCAAAAAAAUCAUAUUUGCCCCAUGCAAAAUGUGUAGAAUUGCAGGAAAUUAGCUAUAAAACUGCAACAUUUUCAAGAUAGGUGGGAACAGAUUGAGGUCGCAUGGGUUGUGAGGUGGGGGUUUGUUACUACAUGGAUAAAUUACAUUAUCCAUCCGGACCACCUCAGAAAUAUGUAUGUGACUGGACCUUCUCAAAUAGUACUUGAGUACCCCUGAUUAGGCUAAUCUUCAUAGUUACUGUCAUAUUGUAGUAGUACUGUAGGAUAAUACAGGAUAAGUACAGUAGUAAAGUUCCUGAAAAAAUAAUGCAACUCCCCACUUAGAGUUUUGCAUAGGAACUCUCUGUGUUUUCCCACACACAGGCCCUACUAACUGCUAUUUCGCUUUUCAAUGAUCAUGCAAGUACAGCAUGAGUAGCGGUUCCACCUCUAGGCAGCUGAGCGUGUGAAUCCGGAACGGUAACCUCAGUCUGACAAUGGGCGAGUUCAUUCUGUGGUGCACGUGCGCUAUUAUCUCUUAUAUCGUUUGUCAACUACUGCCUACUAUACUGAACAAAAAUAUACACAUUGUUUUUACAAUUUUACUGAUUUACAGUUCAUAUAAGGAAAUCAGUCAAUUGAAAUAAAUUCCUUAAACCUUAAUCUAUGGAUUUCACAUGACUGGAGGGCAUAUUCCCACCUACUUGGGAGCCAGGCCCAGCCCAUCAGAAUGAGUUUUUCCCCACAAAGGGCUUUAUUAUGACAAAUACUCUGCAGUUAAUCGGCUGUCCAGUCCAGGGCUGGUUGCACGUGUGGUUGUGAGGCCGGUUGGAUGUACUGCCAAAUUCUCUAAAAUGACAUUGGAGGUGGCUUAUGGUAAAUAAAUUAACAUUACAUUUUCUGGCAACCGCUCUGGUGGACAUUCCUGCAGUCAGUAUGUCAAUUACACGCUCACUCAACUUGAGACAUCUGUGGCAAUGUGUUGUGAUUACAACUGCACAUUUAGUGGCCUUUUAUUGUCCCCAGCACAAGGUGCACCUGUGUAAUGAUCAUGCUGUUUAAUCAGCUGUCAGAUGGAUUAUCUUGGCAAAGGAUAAAUGUUCACUAACAGGGAUGUAAACUAAUUUGUGCACAAUUUGAGAGCAAUAAGCUUUUUGUGCGAAUGGAAAUAUUUCGGAAUCAUUUAUUUCAUCUCGUGAAGCAUGGGACGAACACUAUACAUGUUGAGUUUUAUAUUUUUGAUUAUAAUUGUCAUAGUUAUGCUGCCAUAUCGUAGCAAGAGUUGCUGAAAAAAGAACUAGCCAAUGUUUGCAAUGAGAAAAUAAUUGCUAUUUUGACUGCCUGUAUAUCGUAUGUGUGUUUGAUGUACUGUUACAACAGACAAAGUUUGUAGGAACAUGUCGAUCAUGUUUUCUGUGUACAACAUGAUAGCUGCAUGUUAGCCUAACACCCCCCCUGAAAAAAGAACAUGAAAUUGCACUUGAGGCAUGGAAUGCAUAGUUUGAACAUGCCCACCAUAUCUUUAGUGUACAACACAAUGUUUCCCCCUCCAUGUCAAGGAGGAAGUAGCAGCAGCAGAGCAUGUUAGCUUACUGCUUCUAAACAGCCAGCAGGCCAAUUUACAAACCCCAGAUUUUAAAAUGGAAGCGACUGAGAUUGUUGUUGUAUAGGCUUACUCAUUUUUGCUAACACAACCUGUGGAUUGCUUGGCUUGUGUGCUGCAGUGUGCCCUCUCCAUUAACUGUUUGUCACAAGUCAGUUUCAGUGGGCCUGUUUGGUUUGAGUACUUGAAAAGAAGGCUGUACUUGUAUAGGGCCAUUGAGUCAGCAGAAAAGAGCUGUGAGAAAGGGGGAAAGAGGUGCUACCUGUGGUUCUGGUUUAACCAGGUUAUUCAAGGGAGGGACACAGGCUGCAUCUCAAGUCUUGAUUGCCUUCCUUCCCUUGUCUCCUCUCCUUUACCAUGAAAUGGAAAACUGAAGAAAGGUGAAAGUACUGUGGUAGAUGCCAAUGGCUUUCACCUGUCCUGUUCUUUCAAAUCUUUGCAGCUGUAGGGAAGGAGAGCUGCUAUUGCAAUCCACCCAGGGUGUGGUUUCAGUUCUGUGUGUUCACUGCUACAUCACAAUGGUCUAAACCUGCUUCUUCCACUCGUCUUGCUUUGACCCAUCAGAUCAGAAUAGAUGAGUGGAAGCCACUAUAUUGAAAUGUUUCCCCAGAUUUUGAAAUGCACUGGCUACCAGGGUCUGGAGAGGUAAAGGGUUUUUAGCACUGUUGCACAAGACCCCCAUUGUUUACCAUGGGGUUAGUAUAGUUCACAGAACGGUCUUAUGUAACACUUUUACUGGGUUUUGUUAGACUCUGUGUGACAUAUUAGGUGGUGGAUGUUUUUGAUUUUAAAAGUUUUGUUCAGAAGACAUUAAGUAAUAAAACCUUACUUUACAUGAA
Molecule: messenger RNA, 5457 nt
Organism: Oncorhynchus tshawytscha (Chinook salmon)
Lineage: Eukaryota; Metazoa; Chordata; Actinopteri; Salmoniformes; Salmonidae
Product: aldehyde dehydrogenase family 3 member B1
Exons: 10
Coding region: 446-1870 (474 amino acids)
Biological process (GO): aldehyde metabolic process
Cellular component (GO): cytoplasm
Molecular function (GO): aldehyde dehydrogenase (NAD+) activity
Source: RefSeq, a predicted model, not a curated record